Molecule: messenger RNA, 1672 nt
Organism: Aspergillus sclerotioniger CBS 115572
Lineage: Eukaryota; Fungi; Ascomycota; Eurotiomycetes; Eurotiales; Aspergillaceae
Gene: pkaC
Product: cAMP-dependent protein kinase catalytic subunit pkaC
Exons: 4
Coding region: 176-1591 (471 amino acids)
Biological process (GO): peptidyl-serine phosphorylation
Cellular component (GO): nucleus; cAMP-dependent protein kinase complex
Molecular function (GO): ATP binding; cAMP-dependent protein kinase activity
Source: RefSeq, a predicted model, not a curated record
CCGUCCCAAGAGAAAAAGCUCGCCGCUCUCCCUCCCUCUUGUUGCUCUCCCCUCUCUAGGAGCACUCUUAAAGAGGGGUCGAGCUGCCCUUCCUCCACCCGCAUUUUCCCGCCUGGACACCUCCGUGUGCUCUGUGGUUUUCCCAUUCCUAAUUCAACCCAGAGCCGUGGCCUCGAUGCCUAGUUUAGGAGGCCUGUUGAAAAAACGGCGAACGAAAGAUUCGCAGACCCUCUCCAAAGAGCUUGAAGCCGGUUCGGCCCAGACGCAGACGUCACCAAACGCUGCCGAAGACCACCACAACCAGAACCACCACCACCACCUCUUUCACCACCACCACCAUCACCAUCAACCUGCCACCAAUUCCGGUACCCCAUCCAACUCCGCACCUCAACCUCAAAAUUCGGUUCCUCAACAAGCCCACCGGUCUUCCGGAGCAGAGAAAACCAGCGAGGGUCAAGUAGCCUCCAUGCAAUCCGCUGUGACGCAAGCAUCACCGUCUGCUCAUCCCAAUUCCAAUGCGGCCAGUAUACAGAAUAUAAUCCACCCAUCACAGCAAGGCGCAAUGCAUUCCGGUUCCACUGGCCAUGCGCAGGCUCAACAAUCCAGCCGCAGUGAAUCCCGCACCACCAAGGGGAAGUAUUCCUUGGAUGACUUCUCCCUCCAGCGCACUCUCGGUACCGGUAGUUUCGGCCGGGUGCACUUGGUGCAGUCGAAGCACAACCACCGCUUCUACGCGGUCAAGGUGCUAAAGAAGGCGCAGGUGGUCAAGAUGAAGCAGAUCGAGCACACCAACGAUGAGCGACGCAUGCUGAAUCGCGUCCGGCAUCCUUUUCUAAUCACGUUGUGGGGCACAUGGCAGGAUUCCCGGAACCUGUACAUGGUCAUGGACUUCGUCGAGGGUGGUGAACUCUUCAGUCUACUCCGCAAAUCGCAGCGGUUCCCCAACCCUGUCGCCAAGUUCUAUGCCGCGGAAGUCACUCUCGCACUCGAGUACCUCCACCAGCAGCAGAUUAUCUACCGUGAUCUCAAGCCCGAGAACUUGCUGCUGGACCGACACGGCCAUUUGAAGAUCACUGAUUUCGGUUUUGCCAAGGAAGUCCCUGACAUUACAUGGACCCUCUGCGGUACUCCGGAUUACCUCGCUCCGGAGGUGGUUUCCUCCAAGGGCUAUAAUAAAUCGGUCGACUGGUGGUCACUGGGUAUCUUAAUCUUCGAGAUGCUGUGUGGCUUUACGCCAUUCUGGGACAGUGGCUCCCCAGUCAAGAUCUACGAGAAUAUCCUGCGUGGCAGGGUGAAGUACCCGCCCUACCUGCACCCUGAUGCCGUUGAUCUGCUGUCGCAACUUAUCACAUCAGACCUGACUAAGCGCCUUGGUAAUCUUCAUGGCGGGUCUGAUGAUGUCAAGAACCAUCCUUGGUUUGCAGAAGUCACCUGGGAUCGCCUGGCCCGGAAGGAUAUCGACGCUCCCUAUGUGCCCCCCAUCCGGGGAGGACAGGGAGAUGCGAGUCAGUACGACCGCUAUCCGGAGGAAACCGAACAAUACGGCAUGGCCGGUGAAGACCCACAUGGCCAUUUGUUCCCCGACUUUUAGUGCCUGCUAUGAGUUAUGAUGGAAUGAUUGUCUCACUAUAGAGACGGGAUCGUCUCAUCCGCAUCGGAUGGAUUGAUCACC